CCCUUCCUCCCCGGAGGCCCACCCCCUGCGCGUAGCAGCCAAGCCUAUAAUCUGUCGUCGGUGCUGAUGCGUAUCUGAUGCACUCCCGUGUCCUUAACGAGGAACCACUGGUGCUGCGGGGGACGGAUAUCGCGCCACGGGAAAACGGGCCGACCCCAGUCACUGUUCUUGUACACGACGAUGACUCACCGGAGUGCAGAAGGUUCUCCAUCCCCAGAGCCUUCAACAACAGUCUGAGCAGAGCAGCUACCAGCGUGGUACAACUCAUGUUCCAGGUGGAGCCAAUCCGUUCCCCUUUAACUUUGUGGCCAACUACACAGUCAGUACCGAGGUGGCCUCCAUGGAGUUCCGCGGCGAGAUGCGGUUCCCAGAUCCCAAUCUCAGACCUCGACGACAAACCAAGCCAUCACGUUGCCGUGAACAAUGGCAGCGCCACCGACAGCAAUGGGGCAGGGUUGACGGGAGUCCCUUUAGCGGGGCCAUUAACGUGA
Molecule: messenger RNA, 491 nt
Organism: Salvelinus sp. IW2-2015
Lineage: Eukaryota; Metazoa; Chordata; Actinopteri; Salmoniformes; Salmonidae
Source: RefSeq, a predicted model, not a curated record